This is a messenger RNA of Cooperia oncophora, 600 nucleotides long. The record is from the annotation of a GenBank genome assembly. NCBI's taxonomy places the organism in Eukaryota, Metazoa, Nematoda, Chromadorea, Rhabditida, Trichostrongylidae.
AUGACAAACGUUUUUUUUAAGAUAGGUGACGUUGUGCUACCAAAAUGGGCCUCAUCUCCUGAGGAGUUCGUUCUACUUCACCGACAAGCUCUUGAAAGUGACCUGGUGAGCUGUCAGCUGAAUCAGUGGAUCGACCUCAUCUUUGGUUAUAAGCAGAAGGGCCCUGAGGCAGUUCGUGCUACGAACGUCUUCUACUACCUCACCUACGAAGGUGCCGUCUGCCUGAAGUCUAUCGAGAGUGCCACCCAGCUUGAAGCUAUUCAACAACAAAUCACCUCUUUUGGUCAGACCCCUGUCCAGCUGUUGGCCGAAGCCCAUCCACCGCGGCAUUCCGUGAUGACUAUGGCUCCACUGAUGUUCCGUCGCUGUGAGGACGAUUUGUGCAUGUUGAUGAAAUUCAUCUCUAACAGCCCUGUCAUCUUUUUGGCUGCCAACACUUUCCAGCAACUUCCACAACCUACCGUUGUCUCCGUCGCCCAAAACCUUGUUUUCGCUCUGAAUCGAUGGGAUAACUCGUACACAUAUGGUGCAGUUACAAGGAGCGCGCUAUGCAUGAGUGGUGACAAAGCUGGCGAAGCUGAAAGUGCAACGGUAAGCUGA